Daphnia magna is the source of this 878-nucleotide messenger RNA. RefSeq names its product dynein axonemal assembly factor 4. The coding region runs from base 40 to 807 and encodes 255 amino acids. NCBI's taxonomy places the organism in Eukaryota, Metazoa, Arthropoda, Branchiopoda, Diplostraca, Daphniidae. The transcript has 2 exons. The record is from RefSeq and is a predicted model, not a curated record.
GUAGUUAGAAAUUUUUCUUCUCCUAAAACAAAUUUAAACAUGGAAACUGAUUCAGAUCUCGAUGAAACAAUGCUUUCCCAAAUAGAUUUUGACAAUCUGGAAGUUUUAGAUGAAGUAGGCGAGGGCGAUUCCAUUUUACAAUUAAUUAAAGAGAAAGAAGAUGUUGAAAAAGCAAGUGAAGGAGAGUCAAGCAAGAAUCAGAAAGAAAGUUUAGAUGUAAGAACGGAAACAGAAAAGGGGAAGGGAAGUGUUGAAAAAGUUGAAGAAGAAUGGGAGAGAACAGUAAAAUUUACAGAUGACAGAAAAGUUGUUAAGAACAAAGAAGGUGAAGAGAAAAGCAAAGAAGAAGUAGAAUUAUUUGAAAAGUUGCAAGCAUGUAAAAGAAAGAGAAUGGAUGAUUAUGAAGAAGAAAUUAAAAUUGCGAAGGAGCUAUUCAGGGUGCAAGAAAAGGGAAAAGAGGCGGCAAGAGCAGAAAAACUUCAAAAGCAGAAAGAAGAAGAAGAACGGAAGAAAAAAUUUAAGCCAGAAGAAAAGGCGCGCAUUGCGUAUCAAGAGGUUCUUCUCAUGCACCAACAAUCUGAACAUCUCGUCAUUGUCGCAAAUGAAGUCAGGGCUGCUGCUUCGGUAGCUUCAACAGCAGCGUUUAAUUACUUGGAAAAAGUUACUCAGCAUGAAAAAAACUUAUCUAAAAAUGCUACUUACCUGAAAAAGGAGUGGAGUUAUCGCCAAGCAGAGCGGGUGAGGUUGGAGAAUUCCGAAAAAAAUCAGGCAUCAAAAAUCGCCAAUGAAAAGAAGAAUCCGGAAUAAUGUAUUUAUGUAUGGAAGUUGUCUGGCUAAUCAGUAAAUACAUUAUUUUCUUCAGAAAUUGAAGCGAAUUU